AUGAGUACCGUAACUCAAAUUCCGCGGUUGCACAAGGUUGGCAACACCUGGGAGCUAUUGGUCGAUGGCCAGCCAUACCUGAUUCUUGGAGGCGAACUACAGAACUCCUCUCUGAGCUCCUAUCGUUACAUGGAUACGGUAUGGGAUAAGAUCUCCAGAACUGGCGUGAAUACUGUCUUGGGUGGAGUGGGCUGGGAAGAAAUCGAGCCUGAGGAGGGUUCCUUCGACUUCACCAAUCUGUCGACCGUCAUAGAAGGCGCAAGAGAACACGACAUUAGACUGAUCCUUCUCUGGUUUGGCUCUUGGAAGAAUGGCAAAUCCACCUAUGCGCCAUCUUGGGUGAAGAGAAAUCCAGAACGGUUCCCUAGAAUGUACUACAAAGACAAGUUUGGACGACCAAAGAACUCUGGUGUUUUAUCCGUCUUCAGCAACGAGUGCUCUCAAGCCGACGCGAAGGCAUUUUCAAAGAUGCUGGACUUCAUUGCAGAGAACGAUAAACAGCGCACAGUUAUUAUGGUUCAGGUGGAAAAUGAGCCAGGCUUUCAUCACUCUGCUCGUGACCACAGUGCUAUCGCAACGAACCUUUUCUCCAGCAGUGUGCCACGAGACCUGGUCAACUUUCUAACUGAGGACUGGAACGCCUUACAUCCGCACCUCAAAGAGAAUCUUGCCAAGUUUAAAACCUCGGACUUCACGAAAGAAGGAUCUUUGCCGAGCUGGGAGGAUACCUUUGGAGUCAGUGUGUGGACAGAUGAACUGUUCAUGGCAUACCACUAUGCCCUGUACGUUGAACGCGUAGCAUCCGCUGGCCGAGAGAGGUACAGCUUGCCCCUAUACACCAAUGUCUGGUUAGCGGGACCGAGUGAACAAGGCAUCGGUCCAGCAACCGGAGGAGCAAAACCAGGAGAGUAUCCAUCCGGUGGCGGUGUCAGCACGGUCCUUGACAUUUGGCAAAAGUUUGCACCAACAUUGGAUUUCAUCGCCCCGGAUCUUUAUCACGCUCAAACCGAUGAAGAAUGCGAGAUCUAUAAGCACAAGGGCCAGGCUUUGUUCAUCCCUGAGCAGCGCCGAGAUGACUUUGGUGGACGAAGACUGUGGGUUCCAAUCGGUAGUCACAAGGCAUUGGGGACGAGUCCUUUUGGUAUUGAUACUCAAACUGCAAGCGAGCUUGUCCUUGCCGAGUCUUACCAGCUGCUUGGCUCUGUGGCCUCACACGUUCUUGAGGCACGAAGAAAAUCCAAAAAGAUAGUUGGCAUUGCAUUCGAGCACCCUCCUCCUGCGGGCAUGAAAGACCCAACGCCUGCCGUGAAGGUGCGCUGGACAGCAUAUGAGCUUACGAUCAGCCGGGCCUUUACUCUGGGGAUACAGGGGCCAGGGUAUGGCCUAGUCAUAGAGCAGAGCCCUACGACAUUUCUCCUGAUAGGCAAAGGAUUCAAAGUCGAAUGGAAGUCCAAUGACAAAAAUCUCGCCUAUACGGAUAUCAUUCGUUUUACUGAGAAAAGUGUUUCAGCAUCUGGUGCUCUGACGUCAGAAAGAUGGCUCAAUGGUGAUGAGACUCAACACGGAGCAUUCGCAAACAUGCCGAAUAACCGCCCUGACCAGGGGGAAGAAUGGGUGCCUGUAACUAUACCUGCUCGAACCGCAAUUGCUGAGGUUGAAGUUUUCAGUAUUGAGGACUAA
Fusarium mangiferae is the source of this 1680-nucleotide messenger RNA. RefSeq lists its product as uncharacterized. The record is from RefSeq and is a predicted model, not a curated record. Gene Ontology annotation, biological process: carbohydrate metabolic process. Gene Ontology annotation, molecular function: beta-galactosidase activity. The transcript has 2 exons. Gene Ontology annotation, cellular component: beta-galactosidase complex. Lineage: Eukaryota; Fungi; Ascomycota; Sordariomycetes; Hypocreales; Nectriaceae. Bases 1 to 1680 code for a protein of 559 amino acids.